Penicillium brevicompactum is the source of this 855-nucleotide messenger RNA. RefSeq names its product mitochondrial K+-H+ exchange-related family protein. Bases 1 to 855 code for a protein of 284 amino acids. NCBI's taxonomy places the organism in Eukaryota, Fungi, Ascomycota, Eurotiomycetes, Eurotiales, Aspergillaceae. Gene Ontology annotation, biological process: potassium ion transport; proton transmembrane transport. The transcript is spliced from 3 exons. The record is from RefSeq and is a predicted model, not a curated record. Gene Ontology annotation, cellular component: mitochondrial inner membrane.
AUGCGACUCUUCUUAAUUCCGAUCUCGACCAAACGAGUCCUCAUAUACGCCCGGCCCCUUCGAAGGGAUCUCUCAAAUGAGCUUUCAUACCUCGAUCGAAUCACAACCAAAGCGGCUGAGACAUGGGCCAAAUGGGAGGAGGCCGAUAAGGGUUGGAAGAUGCACCUUGUGCGCUGGGGCAAUCGAGUCCAGCAGCGGAUACCAUACGAGGAAUGGGGUCUGAAGAGUAUUCCUUCACUCGAAGCUCAGAAGCGAAUCAACAAGGACCACGGGACAAACAAGAUUGACGUGUUGUUCCCCGGAAAUGCCAUGCGCUUGGAGCGAAUCUCCCCUCUGUUGCGCAAGAUUGCCACGGAGAGACAGGAGCUUCAUAAGAAACGCAUGAUGUGGAGUCUUAUUGCUGCGCCGAUUACAGCUCCCUUGGGAUUAAUUCCAGUAGUGCCGAAUAUCCCCUUUUUCUAUCUGGCGUACCGAGGCUGGUCCCAUUGGCGCGCAUUGAACGGCUCUAAACAUCUGGAAUUUAUUGUCGAUAAGAACCUCCUCAACCCCAUCUCCCUGCCGGAGCUGGAAGACCUCUACGCGAAACGCGCUUCCCGAGCACUCGAAGACACAACCAAUGAUACCCCAUAUUCAGAGGUCGCGGAUGACAUUGAGCAAAGCGAAGACAAGGUCUUGCUCAAGAUGUCCGAUGCCAAGAAAUUGGCAAAGAUCUUGGAGGCGCCGGAUCUAGCCUUGGAAGCAGAGCGGGCAAUCAUCCAGGUUAGCGAGCAGCUUGAAGCCGCGAGGAAUGCUAAAAAGCAGGCCCAAGACGAGAGCCAAGAGAGCAAAGCGAAAUCAGACAAGAAAGACUCAUGA